AUGGGUCGACAUGGAGGAUGGUUGAUCCGUAUGUCCCUGGCCUUCCUAUUUUCUGUCUGCCUGGCAUACAUUGGUCGAUUGUCAGCUUCGUGCAUAUCAAUUCCCAACAUACUACUUGCGGAACGGCAUGGCAUCAAGAUGUUUGCAAUUUUUUUCAUUUUGCCUAUGAUAUUAAUCCACCAUGCGGCGUCAAGACUUUCUGCGAGGACGGCUCAUAAAAGGCACAAAGGAAAGAAGAUACAGCGCUUCCCUAUGGCAUGGACGCUAUUCUCGAGACUAUUUUUCACGUACACAUGGCGGAUCCUUGUCCUCGGAUAUCGAAAUCGGCUUGAACUUUCUUCAUUAGAUCCACUCACAGAGAAUGUGAAAUCCUCCACACUCUCGGCUGUGUUUCAACGGGCGUCCAUAAAGAAGCGGGAAUAUAGUGCCUACGUGGAUGAAAAAGAAGCGUUUAUCCAAGCUCCAACUUCGAAUAGUCCCAAGGGGCGUCCUCCACUGUAUGCGGUGAUCUUCGCAGUAAGCCGCUGGGAACUUCUCUUGUCUGCAGUCAUUAGGCUUGCCGGGAUCGCUCUUAGCCUUGUUCCCCCCCUCACUCUGGGGUAUCUUCUGGUUUUUAUCGAAGAUGGGGAGGUCGGGUGGCAUGGAUAUGCCUACGCCUUGGAAUAUACCCUUUCACAGUUUGUUUGCGGAUUGCUCAACGCGCACGACAAGUACUUCAUGGCGCUGGGAGCCUACAAAGCGCAGUCUGCGCUCGUUUCUGCCCUUUAUAAAAAGGUCCUCCGCAUAUCAAGCAGUUCCCGUCGCAAGUACACAGCCGGUCACAUCACGAACCUGAUUUCCGUCGACGUGGAGCAAGUCGGUCAGUUUCUCCAGCUGGCCAACAGCUGCUGGAGCGUACCCCUGAAGAUUGUCGCCACCCUGGCGUUCUUGUGGCACUACCUGGGACCAUCGUGCAUGGCCACGGUGGCCACCAUGUCCAUCGGCACUCUGGCAACCACGUGCGCUGCUCACUACUGCGGCAAAUUUCAGAAACAACAAAUGGCUUUCAAGGACUUGCGGCUCCGUCUGAUGAACGAAAUUUUGAACGGAAUUAAGGUGAUCAAACUAAACGCAUGGGAACCACCAUUCAUUGAGAAAGUGAAGAAAGUGCGUACGAAGGAAUUGUCCUCUCUCAGAAAAUACUCUCUCCUGCAAUCGGCUUUUGGAUUCAUCUGGGCGAUUACACCUUUUGCGGCUCUGCUGGCAUCAUUCGGAACUUUCCUGUUGGUAAACUUAGCCAACCAACUCUCCCCGUCGCUCGCAUUUACGUGCCUUUCACUAUUCAUGCUACUGCGCCUCCCAGUGUACAUUUUACCUGAAGUCGUUUCCAGGUUCAUCAAGUGUAGCGUGUCGCUGAAAAGACUGUCUGAAUUUCUGGACGAAGCUGACCUGCAGGAAGACAUGGUCGGUGGAAUUCCGGAAGAAGGGGCAGCCGUCACCCUCAGUCAAGCAACAUUUGCCUGGUCGAAGGAGGACCUUCCGGUCCUCAAGGACGUGAAUUUGAACGUGAAAACUGGCAGCCUCGUUGCGGUGGUCGGGUCGGUGGGCUCUGGCAAAUCUUCCCUUCUUUCAGCUGUGCUAGGAGCACUGGAAAAGAUGUCUGGCUCUGUCGACGUGCAGGGCAGGAUUGCCUACGUGGCGCAGCAGUCGUGGAUACAGAAUGCGACCCUGAAGGAAAACAUCAUCUUCACAAACUCUGUUGACGAAGAUCGGUACCGGAAGGUCGUGGAAGCGUGUGCUCUCAGGCCGGAUCUGGACAUGCUUCCGGGGGGCGACAACACUCAAGUGGGAGAUAAGGGUUUCAACCUGAGCGGUGGUCAGAAACUGAGGAUCAGCCUGGCUCGUGCAGUGUUUCACGACGCCGACGUUUACCUUUUGGACGACCCUUUCAGUGCCGUUGACAUUCAUGUUGCUUCGCACCUUUUCGACCAUGUCGUCGGUCCGUCCGGCAUCUUGAAAUCAAAG
Messenger RNA from Ixodes scapularis (black-legged tick), 2004 nucleotides. RefSeq names its product ATP-binding cassette sub-family C member 3. The record is from RefSeq and is a predicted model, not a curated record. Gene Ontology annotation, cellular component: membrane. Gene Ontology annotation, biological process: transmembrane transport. Gene Ontology annotation, molecular function: ATP hydrolysis activity; ATP binding; ABC-type transporter activity. Lineage: Eukaryota; Metazoa; Arthropoda; Arachnida; Ixodida; Ixodidae.